AUGGCAAGUUUCCCGCUCUUCGGGUUGAUCUCCUUGGCCGUCCUCUCCAACUUGGGCGCCGCGUUCUGCUUGUUCUCUUACUCAAAAGCUCUGGCAGAUGCCUCACUCCGUGCAUGGACGGGGACGCUCACCCUUUUGGGUCCAGCAUUUGCGACAGGUGGCAUUGUCGCCUGGGCACUCUUGAUGCCAGAUCUGGGAGAGAUCCCAACAUCUUGGGCGGCACUGGUUGGGCAACUUGCUCCGGGCCUUUCGUACAGCGAGACGCGCGACUUCCAGUUCGGAUGGACCUUCUUUGCAGCUUGCAUCAUAGACUUCUGCAUGAUUAUCACAGCUUUUUGCUGGAUGUGCAUGUUCAAGCGGAAUGAUGACGAAGAACUGGAAGUCGCAAAGCAGGCUGCUGCUGACCGGGCAUUCUGCGAUACGCUGGAGGAAGAGCGUGCCCUGGGCUUCACGAAAGCAUCCGAGUUUGCUCCCGGCUACGGCGCCACAGACGACUAG
Molecule: messenger RNA, 498 nt
Organism: Symbiodinium necroappetens
Lineage: Eukaryota; Dinophyceae; Suessiales; Symbiodiniaceae
Source: the annotation of a GenBank genome assembly